UCCUGGGACAUUGUAAGGCCAAGAAACAUGAGAGCGUUCAUUUAGCUGACUCCUGACCUUUUGUGUAACCCAUUUAAUUACCUGGCUGUCUCUCAUCUCAUCUCUGUUCUUCGUAUUUUGUUUUUAUUCUCAUCAAACGAGAAAAAUUUAGGACAAAAAAGCAGAGUUAAUAAAGGAAGAAAAGAACUGGUAAUUGUCUCAUCUUCCUCUUGUCUUUGCUCUCUGCACAAUAUCAACCACACGUGUAUAUAUACCAUGAAGACUCAGCUUUGACCCUCCAAACAAAACAACUGCUUAAUUACAAAGAGUCAGUGCUCUGCUCUGUUGUCCCCCAAAAAAUCUCGCUUCUGCCAUGAAAAAGCUCAGAGGUUUCAGGCUCGGCGGCAGGCUUGUAAGAGUCUUCAAAUGCAUAAUCCGAUCCAGGAGGAGAAAACCCACCACCGCCCGUCCAAUAGCUGGUGGCUCCCUCAAUCCCAUCUCCAGAAUCUUGGCCUUAGCUCGUAACUUACGACGGAGGACUUCUCAGAGAUCAAAUCGGGGAUAUAUCAGACUGGGUGAGGCGAAACCGGUGGAGGUGCCCAAGGGACACUUGGUGGUGUACGUGGGAGAAUCAAAUGGUGACACGCGGAGGGAAGUGGUGCCUGUAAUAUACAUAAAUCACCCGUUGUUUGGAGAGCUGUUGAAGGAUACGGAGCGGGUAUACGGGUACAAUCAUUCGGGUGGAAUAAAGAUACCGUGUGGGUAUUCGGAGUUUGAGAAGGUGAAGAUGAGGAUUGCAUCAUGGGGUAACUGCCAUAACGCUACCUGGAAGCAACGCAAGUAUUGAUGUGGCGACAAAUUUCAAUUUUUUUUUUUUACUUUCUUUUUUUAUAUAACUUAUAAUCAAUACUUAUAAGAGUACAAGUUUCCUUUUUCUUUUCAACUUUGUUUCUGAAAAUCAGUUCGAUGCUCGCCAAUUCUAGGCAUUAAUCUCAUAAGAAAAUUACUAUGAA
This is a messenger RNA of Manihot esculenta (cassava), 992 nucleotides long. Its product is annotated as auxin-responsive protein SAUR36. The transcript has a single exon. NCBI's taxonomy places the organism in Eukaryota, Viridiplantae, Streptophyta, Magnoliopsida, Malpighiales, Euphorbiaceae. The coding region runs from base 353 to 826 and encodes 157 amino acids. The record is from RefSeq and is a predicted model, not a curated record. Gene Ontology annotation, biological process: response to auxin.